This is a messenger RNA of Aspergillus brunneoviolaceus CBS 621.78, 1200 nucleotides long. RefSeq names its product putative MFS transporter. Bases 1 to 1200 code for a protein of 399 amino acids. NCBI's taxonomy places the organism in Eukaryota, Fungi, Ascomycota, Eurotiomycetes, Eurotiales, Aspergillaceae. Gene Ontology annotation, molecular function: transmembrane transporter activity. The record is from RefSeq and is a predicted model, not a curated record. Gene Ontology annotation, biological process: transmembrane transport. The transcript has 10 exons.
AUGAUACCAAGGCCGAGCAUAUUCAACGGUGGUUGUGACGGGAAUGAGCAGCGCAACCCCAGGAACUGGCGCCCUUGGAAAAAGCGCCUCUUGUUCUUUGCCCUUAUGUCCAGUUCCAUCUUGGCUGAUGGCGGUAUGACUUGGGGGGCCACCCUGAUUGAUAUCAGCGUCGAUAAGUCAGCGACAACAAUGAACUACGGCAUGCUGUUGCAGGGGGUCGGUGGCUUGAUGGCUAAUCCUCUGAUUGAAGCCUACGGACGCGUCUUCACCACGUUUCGCUCGCUUCAGGGCCUUUUCGGCACCGCGCCCCAGGUGGUUGGUCUGCCGAUCAUCCAUGACAUGUACCCCCCGGAAGAUGCGGCGGGAACAACAUUCCUUGUUGGACCGUUUCUGGGGCCUGCGCUGGCCGGUUAUAUCGGGGCAGGCAGUAACUGGAAAGUUUCAUUUGGGAUUCUUACCGUCUUCUACGGCUUAUCUACACUCCUUGUUUUUGUCUUCGGCCAUGAAACUUAUUAUGUGCCUGGCCGCCAGUAUCAGCGGAACAGUCGUCUCUUGUCAAUGGUCGGCGUCAAAAACCACAAUCUGCCUGCUGGGCCGACCUUGCUUUACUGGUGCAAGACCAUGGUGAUCUACAUCUUCAAGCUUCCUUUGCUGCUGACUGGGAUCGCGACUAUGAUCAACUUCUGCUGGCCAAUCGGUAUUACGGUCACCGUGUCCACCUUCGUGGCCGAGCCCCCAUACUUGUUCAACACCGCUGCUAUUCUGGGCGCGCUACUCGGCUGGGUCUACGGUUACUGGUUCAAUGGCUGGGUUAGUCGGUCCAGUCCGACGACAUACUACACGGAGAAGCGACUUCAUGGGGUCUGGGCGGCCAUCAUUACCAUAGCCUGUGGCCUGCUUACCUACGGCCUUACACUGAGCUAUAUCGCCGGCAUGGUGGCGAACCUUAGAUCCAUUACCGCCUAUGAACUGGAGAAAUAUCCCGAGCAGUCUACGGUGGUCUCUGCCAUUAUCAAUACUUGGCGCACCGCGAGUGGAUUCUCGGUGGGCUAUUUCCAGCCCGCCUGGAUCCAACGCGAUGGAAUCGCUGCGGUCUUUGGCACACAAGCCGCCGUCGUGGUGGCUAACAUAAUUCUGACCAUCACUCCGGUCAUCGUUAUGAGACGGCGAGAGAUCGCACCCAAGGUAACAUUGGCAUAG